Lathyrus oleraceus (garden pea) is the source of this 843-nucleotide messenger RNA. RefSeq lists its product as uncharacterized. Lineage: Eukaryota; Viridiplantae; Streptophyta; Magnoliopsida; Fabales; Fabaceae. The record is from RefSeq and is a predicted model, not a curated record. The transcript has 2 exons. Bases 1 to 843 code for a protein of 280 amino acids.
AUGGAUAUUGGAAGGAGGAUUACUCGGAAAUACAAUUUUAGAUGUCCCAAUCCCAUGGAAUUAAGGAAGCUAGCAUCUUUCGUGGAUGAUCCUAAGGGUUUCAGAGACUGUUUUGGAAGACUUUUAUCUGUGCUAUCUAUUAAUGUUGAGGAUGGUCUUCUCUGUACUUUGUUGCUGCCUACCAUAGAGGAGUAUGCUCAUCUUUUUGGUAUACCAGUUUCUGAUAGAGUUCCUCUUUGUGAGGUGGAAGGAAUUCUUGAAUCUCGGGUUAUUGUCGAAACCAUUCAUCUGAGGAAGUCUGACAUAGAUGCCAAUCUCACUGUCAAAGGAGGUAUUAUAGGGUUGAAUUUGAAGUUUCUAUUGGAAAAAGCCUUUUCUUUUGCUAAUGCUAAUAGCAUGGUGGCAUUCGAGACUAUUCUUGCCUUACUCAUCUAUGGUUUGAUAUUGUUUCCUAACAUUUAUAACUUCAUUGAUGUUAAUGCUAUGAGGAUGUUCUUGAUUAGGAAUCCAGUUCCAACCCUGCUCGGUGACACUUAUUUCUCCAUUUAUCAUAGGACUUCUAAAGGAGGUGGAACUAUCAUCUGUUGUGCGCCUUUACUGUACAAGUGGUUUAUUUCGCACUUGCCACAGUCUCCUAUCUUCACAGAAAACAAGGGUCGUUUAAGGUGGUCUCAAAGACUUAUGUCUCUCACUAAUGACGACAUUACUUGGUACUCUUCUGUUUACAAAGACGUCGAGAUUAUUGAUAGUUUUGGGGAGUUCUCUAAUGUGCCUCUUCUUGGUACACAAGGAGGAUUAACUACAAUCCGAAUUUGGCAAGACGUUAACUCGGGUUCUCUAUGA